This is a messenger RNA of Heterostelium album PN500, 213 nucleotides long. RefSeq lists its product as uncharacterized. The record is from RefSeq and is a predicted model, not a curated record. NCBI's taxonomy places the organism in Eukaryota, Evosea, Eumycetozoa, Acytosteliales, Acytosteliaceae. The transcript is spliced from 2 exons. The coding region runs from base 1 to 213 and encodes 70 amino acids.
AUGACUCCAACUUUCAUUAAAUUAUCAUGUGGUUGGUGGUGUGAAUACCCAAUCAACUAUCGUCAAAAUAGAACCAAGAUGGUUGUUGGUCUCGCUGGUCUUUUCACUGCUUUAUACUUUACAUCUAAAGCUUUUGAGGUAACUAUAGUUCAAAACUCUACUCAACUCUUUGACUACUUUUUAUUUACAAAUCAAAUCAAACUAAAACAAUAA